CUGAGGUGGUUUGGAAAAGCUCCAAGGAACAUGUGCCACUCGGCGCGGAACGUGACAGCGUAAGGACGUCCAUACGCGGGUGUCAGGUGUAUCCGGCAGACGGUGUAGGUAGACGUGAUGGUGACUAAGGGCAGCAGUGCGAUAUUUUAACCACACCAAAUGGGGUGUGUCAUUUGUGGGAUUUCUUGCAACCCUUGAGCUCAAUCCAUCCAAGAUAUCCAUGAGAAGAGAGAACAAAGCUCAAGGUUUUCCAAAGUUUGAAAUUUGAAAAAUGUCCUUCAAAGGACACCAUUGUUCCCUUCCGGCAGUUCUCCGACUGGGUGACUCCGAAACACAUCUUCCACCAAUCCUGCCCGGUACAACACUGGCCGCACGGUUUCUUCGCCAUAUCCGUACCCUGCUGCUGCUCUCGCCCGAUCAUCCCGAAACACACAUCUACUAUCGCAGCCGAACGAAGAUCGCGGCCGAGAAUGCAAGACUGGUCCGGGAGUUGCCACCGUUCAUCGUGCACCCGUUCAGCAGCUUCCGAAAGUGUUGGGAAAUGAUGAUGUACUUCGUGCUAACGCUACAUCUAGUGACGCUUGCGUUUGCGUUCGCAUAUGCUCCCCAUCUGCCGUACAACGUCCUGUGGAGGAUCCAACUGUUCGACUGUGUGCUGUGCGCGAUGCUUGGAACCGAGUUUACACUUAAGCUGGUUACUGGAUACGUACGCCAAGGGGAAGUGAUAUUGGAACCGAGUCGGAUUGUGCGGUAUCGGUUGCGCUGGUGGAAUGUGGCCAAUCGGAUGUUGCUUUUCGUACCGUAUGUGCUACUGUUGGACGAGUUGGUACGUGCCUUUUAUCAGGAUGCAGUGACCGCAUACCUCUGUCUAGUGAUCUACCUGUAUCUGCUUUGCAUUUGGCGCUUCCGCUCUAUCAACUGGUACUUCUCGACGGUUGCUCGAAGUCUGUUCGGGUUGUCCGAAAAGCAGAUUCGCUAUCUAGAACCCAUCAUGGAUACGCUGUACGUACUCCACUGGACAUCCUGCCUAUUGUACGUCGUACCGAUGCUAACACUAUCACUGCUCGGGAACAAUGAGUUUGAGGCCAGCUUUCUGGUGGAUGUGCUUUGGAGCCAUGAUCAGCAUCGAGAUGCAGCCCUAUACCCAAUCACCCACAGGUCUCGUUUACCUCCAAUCAGCAACGUUCGAGCUUACUUCCAGGAGCACCUACCGAAAUCGUCCGUGUGCGGUGAUUUCCUUGCCGCACGCCUUCAUGAUGUGGAGCACAAUGUUUCGGUAAUGUAUCGAUAUCUGCGCGCCAUGAUGAUCACGCUCAAGAUCAGUGUACAGGGAGGACACUCACUCUCCGUGUCCCAUGAUUUCCUGCACGAAUGGACACAAUCCCUACUGCUGCUCGGUGGUUGGAUUUGGUCCACCUACAUCUUGCUCCUGCUGAUCCGUACCAUCAUAACGGCGGACGCUAGUGAGACACAGUACGAUGAGAUACUGAACGAGAUCGAUGCAUUCUCCCGCCGGAUGCGUCUCGGGAACGAUAUCAACCGAAAGAUGAGUCGCCAGUUUGCUUGCCACUAUCGGAUGCAUUACUUCGAUGUGCGUCCGAUUCAGAUACAAGCGUCGGAUAAUUUGCGUCGCACGGUGCUGAUGGAGAUCGCUUUCCAACCGUUCCUGGCACGGUGUGAUGUGUUCCGCGAUCUUCCACCGUACGUGCUGCAGGACAUUGCGGAUGAGCUGCAGUUUGGGAUAUAUCUCGAGCAAGACACGAUCAUCGCGUCAGGUAGUGCGGCUGAUACGAUGUACUUUCUUGCGGUCGGUACCGCUGCCGUCUAUACGCCCGAUGGUGUGGAAUUGGGUCAUCUGAUCGAUGGUGCCAACUUUGGUGCAAUUGCACUCUUUCGCACGGAUGCACAACGCACGGUGAAUGUUGUGGCGUUGGAGGUGUGUGAGGUGUAUCGGCUAGAGAGAACAAACUUUCGGAAGCUUUUUAAACCACACAACUAUCUACUGGGACAGAUUGUUAAGAUUGCGGAGAAACGCAUCCUGGAGAGGAAUUUGUCCAUUAACGAAUUACCCGACGAGCAGUACUACGAUACGUUCUUUUACUAACUUGAUGAGAGUUGAACACCUUGUGGAUCUUUUAUAAAUAUUCCUCUUUUUGCAGCUGCCCAGAGGUGAAUAAAUAAAUAUUUUAUUAUGUAUUUUGAAGCAAAAUAGUCCUUCCAUGUCAUCAAGCCAAGCUUCUUGAGGUUGUAAUGCUAUAGCAAAAAAAAAUGUUAUAGCUAUCAUUUAUUUAUUAUAUUUUAUCAUUUACAACAACAAAAAAACCAUUAGUCUUUAAACGCACCAUUAGUAUCGACCACUCAGCUCAUCAAUUUCCCUGAACGGGGUUUCCGGAUCGUCUACUCGGUUCACCGGUCGCUAGUGCCGAUCUUACGCAACGAUUGCUUGAACGUUCACACGCCAAAACUGGACCGAAACCGUACAAGCGCAAAGACAAACCAUGUGAGCCGGAGAGCCGAUCGUAUUUCCGCAUUUGGAAUUGUGUCGAUUGUGACAGUCGAGUCAGAAGGGGACGAAGCGAAUGGUAAAAACCGCACAACCUGCUAACCGAUGCUGAAGCCAACGACCGGUGUGGUGCGUCCUUCGCAACAAAAAAACACGUUCAUAUCCUUGACCGAGGCCGAGACGGUACGUGAACCGUACCAUUAAGUCAUCCACACGCUGUGUUUCGUUGCCGUUGGCUUUCGGAGUGCUAAUUAUCAAUUCCAAACUAUUCGUCCAAAGAGACCAAUGAUUGCGAGCCGGAAAGAUGCGCAUAAAAUCCAUAACCUAUUUGUUUGACAAAAUAUUCACCAGCCCCCGUGUGGCAGUUGUAACUGGUAGCUUUUGGUUUGGUAAAAAAAAACAGGAGAAAGCUUCCCAAACGGAGUCUCCAAGCAGGAGAAACAAGCAAGCGCAC
Messenger RNA from Anopheles funestus (African malaria mosquito), 2957 nucleotides. RefSeq lists its product as uncharacterized. The coding region runs from base 272 to 2104 and encodes 610 amino acids. The record is from RefSeq and is a predicted model, not a curated record. Lineage: Eukaryota; Metazoa; Arthropoda; Insecta; Diptera; Culicidae. The transcript has 2 exons.